Atta colombica is the source of this 1402-nucleotide messenger RNA. It is a transcript of the gene Def2, whose product is annotated as defensin-2. The coding region runs from base 12 to 326 and encodes 104 amino acids. The record is from RefSeq and is a predicted model, not a curated record. The transcript is spliced from 2 exons. NCBI's taxonomy places the organism in Eukaryota, Metazoa, Arthropoda, Insecta, Hymenoptera, Formicidae. Gene Ontology annotation, biological process: defense response to bacterium; humoral immune response.
UUUGAGUGCGCAUGAGAGUACGUUCCGCAAUCAUGAAGCUGUUCGCUAUCCUCGUUAUCUUCGUCGUAUUGGCUUGUACCUCAGUCAGCACACUACCGGCUGUCUAUGACGGACCUACUUAUGAACUGACUACCAUCGAGGAUCCAGUGAACGAUGAGAUGCCGUCGGAUCUGUCGCCCAUCCGAAACCGGCGCGUGACCUGCGACCUUCUGUCCUGGCAGUCCAAGUGGUUAAGUAUCAAUCACAGUGCCUGCGCAGCCAGAUGCCUGUCGCAACGACGCAAAGGUGGCCGCUGCCGCGACGGUAUCUGCGUCUGCAGAAAUUAGGCGUCGUACUCGCCCUUGAAUCGUUCCACUCUUGGCCAACGCAACGUCCCAUGGAUCUCGCUGUCACUCAUUAUCCCACUACCUAUUGACUACGUUGGUGAACGCCAUUGCAUUGUAUCCAAAUUAAUACUCAUGGGAGAUCACGAAGGGACGCGAUUUAAUCAUCCGAUCGAUAGUUGCGACCUCGAUUGUCCAUCCUGCCGAGCGAAUUUUCACCGAAAUGGAUAAUAUCAUUAUUAACGAUAAUUAUUUUAAUCACUUCCGCGCGUCAUUACAUGCGUGUUAAUAAGAAUAACAAUUCUUGUUCGCGUCAGCGUCGCGACGGGAGUUUCCCCGGGAAAUUGACAAGAAAUGAUAUUGAUGUUAUUAAUAGAAAUUAAUUAAACUGUUUAUUGUAAUGGCAUUGUGAUAGGACAUUUACAUAACAUUUGUCAGACGAUGUCAAUCGAUUCAUUAUGGCGCGCGCAUAAAAUUUCGGCCAAAUCAAGCGUGGUCAUUGCGAAAAUUAUUUUAAUGUAUACAUUUCGAUUAAUAUUAAAUAAUUAUAAUAUUUAUGCCAUAUAUUUUUUUAAAAACAGAUUAAAUGUCGGUAUAUAAUUGCAUCGAUAUUUACAAAUACUGGCUACUACGAAAACGUAGUCAUGCGAAAUUUUGAUAAAUGUUGAUAUAUGUUGAUUAAUAGUAUAUAAUACUAAAUAGUUACAAUAUUUAUAAUAUAUGUUUAAAAAAAAUUUAGACCAAUUAAAUAUCGGUAUAAUUGCAUCGAGAUGCCUACAGAUUUUUUCCCAACUGUGUGAUUAUUUACUAAAUAUAAUGCAAGUGUGUUUAUAUGUAUGUUAGAUUAAAACCUGUUCUAUGAACCUAUCUCUGUACGGAACAACAAAUUGCAUAAUUAAUCGAUCUAUUAAUUUUAUAAUAAAUGUCCUUUUAUUAGAUUAGAAUAAUUCAAUAAGCUGCGCAAUCUCGAUAGCUUUUUUAUAAAAUUAGAUCUUUGUAAAAACUUUAUAUUUUAUGCAAAACAAAUGAUAUUUCGCAAAUAAUUGUUACGUAUAUUAAAAAUAAUAAUUAUAUAUUAA